GUUCACGCCUCAUCGCGUCAGUCGCUCCGUUAACUUCUUCCCUUGUUAAGCUGUAGACUUCUCAUUUUAAAGCAGUCUGAGUGUGUGUUUCCACGGCCUGAGCGCUGGCUGACAUCAGUGAGUCAUCCUCAUGGCUCCUAAGCUUCUGUUCUUACUGCUUCUGUGGCCUCUGACUCUAUUUAAUGCAGUUGCAUCUUUGUGCAAAGUCACCUGCUCCACCGACUACAUUAAGACACUAAACUGCUCCUGCUCAGGCUCUGUGCCAACACUUCCUGUCCUACUUGAUGUCAUCUGCAGAGAUGAAGACGAACACUUCAGAGGCAGCUGUACAGUCACGCCACCUCAGAGCUGGUGCACAAUUGUCAAUGAGGACCUGAACGAAGUCACCACUAUUGGGACGAACUGCACAACAACAGUCGGCCAUCUUGGCAGUGAUGCGUCUGUGGAUGGCCCUGAGUCAACUGUUUGGGUUCUGUCUGAUAUGGUGAAACCAGAAGCUCCCGUUAAUGUGAAAGUGACAAAUGAUGGUGAAUUCUACAACAUCACCUGGAGUAAAAACAACCUGUUUCAUGAACUUGUGUACAAAGUCCGCAUAAGAACAGCGGCACACACUGAAAAGGUUCAAAGGGAUUUGUUUCCAGUGGAUGAAGAGUACCUUCUGAUAGAUCUCAGAAAGCUGCAGCCUGAUGUGGUUUACACGGUGGACGUUCAGGCCCAGAUGAGCCCCGGGUUUUACCUUAAAGGCCCGUGGAGUGAGUGGAGUGCUGGUGUAGAAUGGAGGAGCGUGAGAGUUUCUGCAAAUGAAACAAGAGAAACAAGUAUUAGAAUAAAUGUCACCUGGUUGUACGUUUCCAUGCCCAUCCUCCUCGUCCUCGCCCUCUUGUUGGUUGGAUAUCUACAGAAACCGUGUUGGCAGAAGAAACUCCGGAUGAUUACAUACAUCCCCAGGCCAAAUGAGUACUUCAAGCCCCUGUACCACAACCAUGAAGGAAACUUUAAGGAGUGGGUGAAGCCUGUGUUUACUGAGUUUGAUUGCCUCAUGAUCAACACCAGCAUGUUGAUGGGUGAGAAGCCAGACAGCCUGCUUCACUGGAACAUUGAGAAGCAAAGCUACGACGUGGACGAGAUGAAAGAAGGUGGUGCCUUCCUCCACGUGCUGCAGGCUUCAGGCAACCUGCUCCAGGACAGCAGCGGCUCCCAGAGCACCGGAAACUCCACCGGACGCAUCUCCAUACAAACCGUGACCCUGUCCGGAGGAGAGCUCGCAUCCCAGAGCUCGCUUGAAAGUUACCAAGAUGGAGAAAGCUUUGGGUCUUUUGCAGAAGCUGACAGAGAACAUGCAGGGUAUGAUUUAGAGGACUUGUCUGUGUCUAGGAGGAACAGACAGAGUGGGUUUUCACUACAGCGGGAAAACCAAAUAGCCAAUGAUUUAUUAAUGGAAAACAUAAACUAUGAAGAAGAAGUCCAGUUUAACGAAGCAGAGAGGGCGUCGCUGGACUCGUUUGAAUCAAACGAACAGUCGGAGGAUGGCUACCCUCGUGUGGACUUGGACACCAUUGACAGUGGUUAUGGAGAGUGCAGCAGCCCUGGAGCCUUGGACUCAAACCAGGCUCAGCAGAUGGACUCGUUUCAGCAGCACAAAAACUCGAGCUACGUCAAGCAGUGGAUGAUAUGCAGCACAAUUCAGGAAGACCCCAGCAAUGUGAGCGAUGAGCCACAGGAGCCAUAGCUUCUGGGUCGCAACCCUAGAAGACAUUCUAACUGUAAAAAAAACUUCAAGUGUUUGUUUUGUUUCUCGCAGCACUAUACACACAUUAAUUUGUGUAUUAAAAUGUUAUUAUUGUAACUUUUGCCUUUAAGCAUUGAACCUGCAAAUUAAGAGAGCACAUUUUAGUCCCUCAUCAAAAUGAGUUUAAUGUAAAAACUACUAAACAAAAUUGAGGGAAAGAAAAACUAAACUAUUAUUAUAUAUUCCAUUGCCUCUAUAUUAAUAAUAUGUACAUAAUGUUAUUAUUUUACAUUAAAUUAUGAGCCUUUUUAGAUCAAAUAAUGCAAAAACAAAACAUUUUUGUUGCUCUGCCUGGUGUAGAAGUUAAAAGGACAGGAGCAAAUUUUAAUAAAAUGUCCAUGUCUCAUCUAUCUGUUGUCAUGAACUAUUGCUAUGAAAUUUUAUUUCAUUUUUAUUUUAUUGCUGAUAUGUGAAAUAAAAUAUAGUAAAGCACUCAGAAAGGUGUGGCUAACAGCUUUGAUGUUUAAGCUGUGGGAGACACAAGUUAGACUCAAAUGUCCGUCUGUUUUCUGCUUGUGUCUGGUUUUAGGAGUU
Messenger RNA from Nothobranchius furzeri (turquoise killifish), 2323 nucleotides. RefSeq names its product interleukin 21 receptor, tandem duplicate 1 (gene il21r.1). Lineage: Eukaryota; Metazoa; Chordata; Actinopteri; Cyprinodontiformes; Nothobranchiidae. Gene Ontology annotation, cellular component: external side of plasma membrane. The record is from RefSeq and is a predicted model, not a curated record. Gene Ontology annotation, biological process: cytokine-mediated signaling pathway. Gene Ontology annotation, molecular function: protein binding; cytokine receptor activity.